AUGACACAAUCGGUAAUUCCUUUGGAAUCCAAUCCCGAGAUAUUCACUGAAUUUGCCCACUCGCUGGGUCUGGUGCCUUUGCUGUCAUUUCACGAUGUCUACUCUGUGACGGACAUAGAGGUGCUGGAGUUUCUGCCUCAACCCAUUUAUGCCUUCGUGCUACUAUUUCCCAUCACUGAUUCGUUCGAGCAAUUUCGUCAACAGGAAGCUGCUUCAACGCCAGAAUCAGAUGGGGGUGUUGUUUGGUUGAAACAAUCGGUGAAAAACGCAUGUGGUCUAUAUGCCCUGCUGCACGUCUUGCUCAAUGUGCCCAAAUCGCUGGUAGUCAAGGACUCCAAGGCGGACAAUUUCCGCAGAAAAAUACAAAAUAAUUUGAAACAGGCUGAUUUGGAUGAACUCGUUGAAGAUUGUUGCUCCAUUCAUGAAAGCUAUGCUACGCAAGGUUCUACCGAGGCUCCUGAUGCCGAAGACGACGUCAACCUACACUUCGUGACGUUCGUGGCCAAGAAUGGCAGGGUGUAUGAACUUGACGGUCGUCGAACCAAGCCAGUUGAUGUCGGAAGCUUUGAUUCGAACGAUAAGUUUGGGAAAGAAAAGGUGAUAUUCGAGAGGGUGCAGUAUUACAUGGAGUUGACGCAGGAUCCAAAUUUUGCUCUGAUUGCGUUGGCUUCAACCGGUUGA
Messenger RNA from Kuraishia capsulata CBS 1993, 681 nucleotides. RefSeq lists its product as uncharacterized. Gene Ontology annotation, molecular function: cysteine-type deubiquitinase activity. Bases 1 to 681 code for a protein of 226 amino acids. Gene Ontology annotation, cellular component: cytoplasm. The transcript has a single exon. Gene Ontology annotation, biological process: ubiquitin-dependent protein catabolic process; protein deubiquitination. The record is from RefSeq and is a predicted model, not a curated record. Lineage: Eukaryota; Fungi; Ascomycota; Pichiomycetes; Pichiales; Pichiaceae.